AUGAAGUUAUUAAAUUUAUUAGUUGUUGCUACCGUUGCUAAUUCAUUAGCAAUCAACAAUCAUCAUCAUAAGGAUGAUAAUAAAGAUACAAGGUUAAUUAAACAACAUCAUAAAUCUUUUAAAUUAAAAUUACCAUUUAUUAAAUCAAAAUCUAAUGGAGAAGAAGAACAUUGGUCAAUUGAAGAACAAAAUGCUGAAAUUUCAAUGAAUCAAAAUCUUAAUUCAAAAUUAAGAUUUGAAGAUAGUGAUGAUGAAGAUCCUUUAGAUACUGUAACUGUUGUUGCAACUCCUGUUGAAAAUGAUCCUACUUUUAAUGCUGAAUUUAAAACUCCAAAAGGUGGAUUUGUUGAUAUGUUCUGGCAAUUAUUAACUAUUGGUAAAGAUUUAACUAUGGAAAAGAUUAAUAUCUUAAAGGAUAUUUUAUUAAUGUUGGAUAAAAUUAAACAUUUGAAAGAAGAUGGUAUCGAUCAUUCAGUUAUUAAAGCUAAUAGUAAACAUGGACAAACUUCAAUUGAUGGUUCAAAACAAAUUCAAAAUAUUCCAAAAUCUCAUCAUCAAUUUAAAAGAGAAGAAUCUGCUGAAAAACAACCUGAAUCUAAAGAAUCUGAAUCAAAAGAUGCAGAAUCAAAAGAUGCAGCUACUCCAAAGGAAGAAGAUUUGAGCAAUUUAAUUGGUUUAGAUAAAUUGAAAGGUAUGUUUAAAAAAGGUGAUAAAAAAGAUAAAGAUCAUAAAGAUAGCAAAGAUGAUGAAAGUGAAUGUGAUACUGAUGAUGAAGCUGAACAAAGACAAAAAGAUUAUGCCAAUGGAUAUAAUAAAGGUUGGGAUUCAUCUAAUAAAUAUAAUACCAAUAAGAAUUAUGGUGUCAAUAAAGGUGUUAAUUGGAACAAUCCAAACUACAAUAACCCAAAUUAUAAUUAUGGUAAAAACUAUGAUCCAAAUUUUAAUUAUGGUAAGAAUUAUAAUCCAAACUAUAAUCCAAAUUAUAACACUGGAAAGAAUUAUAAUCCAAAUUAUCCAAACAAUCCAAACUAUAAUUAUGGUAAAAAUUAUAACCCAAAUUAUAACACUGGUAAAAACUACAACCCAAAUUAUCCUGGUAAAAACUAUAAUCCAAAUUAUAACCCAAAUUAUAAUCCAAAUUAUAACUACGGUAAAAACUAUAAUCCAAAUUAUAAUUACGGUACAAAUAAAGGAUAUAAUCCAAACUAUAAUUAUGGUAAAAACGUUAAUCCAAACUACAACCCAAAUUAUAACCCAAAUUACAAUCCAAACUAUAACCCAACUUAUAAAAAACAAUAUGGAUCAGAUUCAGAUUGUGAUGAUGAUAAUGUUAAAAAGGGGUAUGGUUACACCAAUACUAAAUCUUCAACAACUUAUUAUGGUGGAAAAAGUGGUUUAACUAGAAGAUCUGUUGGUGAUCAUCAAAAUGUGAAAUUUGAUCAUGGAAAAGAUGGUCAUGGUAAUUGGGAUCAUUUUGAACAUGGUAAAGGUAAAGGUGGUCAACAACAUCAUGAUUUAAAAGAUCAUCAUGAUGGAAAAGAUCAUGGAAAAGAUCACGGUAAAGAUCAUCACGAUGGAAAACAUUUAGGUGGUAAAGAUCAUCACGAUGGUAAAGAUCACGGUAAAGAUCAUCACGACGGAAAAGACCACGGUAAGGAUCAUCAUGACGGUAAAGAUCAUGGUAAAGAUCAUCAUGAUGGAAAACAUUUAGGUGGUAAAGAGCAUCAUGAUGGAAAAGAUCACGGUAAAGAUCAUCAUGAUGGAAAAGAUCACGGUAAAGAUCAUCAUGAUGGAAAAGAUCACGGUAAAGAACAUCAUGAUGGAAAAGAUCACGGUAAAGAUCAUCACGAUGGAAAAAAUCACGAUAAAGAUCAUCACGAUGGAAAAGAUCACGGUAAAGAUCAUCACGAUGGAAAACAUUUAGGUGGUAAAGAUCAUCACGAUGGAAAAGCUUCAACUCCUGCUCCAAAAAAAGUUGCUCCAGCUCCAACAUCAGCUCCAACUCCAACUCCAACUCCAACUCCAACUCCAACUCCAACUCCAACUCCAACUCCAACCCCAACUCCAACUCCAACUCCAGUUCCAUUACCAACUCCAAAGAAAGAUCAUGGAAAAGAUCAUCAUGACGGAAAACAUUUAGGUGGUAAAGAUCAUCACGAUGGAAAAGAUCACGGUAAAGAUCAUCAUGAUGGAAAACAUUUAGGUGGUAAAGAUCAUCACGAUGGAAAAGAUCAUGGCAAAGAUCAUCACGAUGGAAAAGAUCAUAGAAAAGAUCAUCAUGAUGGAAAAGAUCACGGCAAAGAUCAUCAUGAUGGAAAAGAUCACGGUAAAGAUCAUGAUGAUGGAAAAGAUCAUGGCAAAGAUCAUCACGAUGGAAAAAAAUUAGGUGGCCAUAAACAUCAUGAUUUUAAAGAACAUCAAGAUUUUAAAGAUCAUCAUGAUUUAAAAGAUCAUCAUGACGGAAAACAUUUAGGUGGUAAAGAUCAUCACGACGGAAAACAUUUAGGUGGAAAAGAUCAUCACGAUGGAAAAGGUCAUGAAGAAGAAGACUGUGACGAAUUUGAACUUGGUCAAAAACACGAUCAAAAAAAAGGUCAUGACGGUGAACAACAUAAAAUUUCCAAACGUGAACUUGUCAUGAGAGAUUUAAGUAAAUUAAAAAACUUGAUGGGUGGCAAAAAAGGUGGAAGCAAAGCACCUGAACCUGCAAAAGAAGCUAAACCCACAAAAGAAGCUAAACCUGCACCAGCUAAACCAUCAACCAAACCUACACCAGCUAAACCUGCACCUAAACCUACACCAGCUAAACCUGCACCUAAACCUUCUAAAGAAGCUGAACCUGAACCAGAAACUGAACCAGAAAGAGAAUAUGAAGUUAUAGUCAAACCUAAAAAACCCGAAAGCAAACCUGCUGAAGAGGAACCAGAAGAAGACGAUUGUCCUGAAGAACCAAAACCUGAACCUAAACCUGAAAAGGAACCAGAAAUUGUUUGUGUAGAAGUUGAAGAAUCAGAAGGAGAAGAAGAACUUGCUCCAGUUAAACCUGCUCCAACUAAAGCUGCUCCAACUAAAGCUGCUCCAACUAAGGCUGCUCCAACUAAGGCUGCUCCAACUAAGGCUGCUCCAACCAAACCUGCUCCAACUAAACCUGCUCCAACUAAACCUGCUCCUACAAAAGCUGCUCCAACUAAGGUUGCUCCGACAAAAGCUGCUCCAACUAAAGCUGCUCCAACUAAAGCUGCUCCAACUAAGGCUGCUCCGACCAAAGCUGCUCCAACAAGAAAACCUGCUGUGAUCAAAGAAGUUUAUAUCAAAGAACCAGUAGAAGAAGCUCCAUCAAAAGAAGCCCCAGCCAAAGAAGCUCCUAAAAAAGAAAUUCCAGCCAAAGAAAUUCCAUCAAAAGAGAUUCCAUCAAAAGAAAUUCCAUCAAAAGAAGAAAAAGGUGGUAAAUCUGGUGGCGGUAUGAAGGACAAAUUAAAAGGUUUAUUUUCUAAAGGUGGUAUGGGUGGUAAAAUGAAUAUGGGUAAUUUAAAAUCUAAAUUUUCUAAAGGAGGUAAAGGUGGUGACAAAGAAGUUGUUCCAACCAAGGCUGGUCCUGCUGCUCCUGCUGCCACUGUCACCAAAGUUAUUGUUAAGGUUGAAGAAUGUGAAGAAACUGAAGAAGCUGAAGCUCCUGCUGUUGAAUGCCCAGAAGAAGAACAUAACGAAGGAAAAAAUGGAAAAUCUGGUAAAAAAGGUAAAAGGGAUUUAGAAUAUGAGAUUGCACAUGAAAACAAAUUCAUCAAAUUUGGUGGAGGUGGAAGUCAAAAAGGCGGUAAUAAAAAUUCUGGAAAAUCUAGUAAUAAAUCUGGUGGAAAAAACCAAGGUGGUAAGGGAAAUAAUAAAGGAGGAAAAAAUUUUCAGCAAGAUGACGACGAUUCAUGUUCUGAUGAUGAAGAUGAAGAUGACUGGAGCAAUUCAAAAGGAGGUGCUGGAGGCGGCGGUAAGAAAGAAAUGUUGAAGCAGAAAUUAGGAGGAAUGAAAAGUAAAAUGAUGGGCGGUAAAUCAAAACUUUUAGAUAAAUUCAAGAAAGGUAAAGGUGGUAAAGGUGGUCAAGAUCAAGGAAAAGGUAAAGGUGGUGGUAAAGGUACUGGUAAGAGUACUGGUAAAAGUGUUAAUAAAGUUAAUACCAAGGAGACUUAUAACGAUGAUAGCGACACCGAUUGUGAUGAUGAUGGAUGGGAAGUAGAUAAUAAAUACUCAUCAGGGAAAGAUACCGGAAAAGAUUUCAAUACUGGUAAAGGAUUUGACACUGGAAAAGGAUUCAACUCUGGUAAGGGAUCUAAUAUCAAUACUGGAAAGGGUAAAACAUCAACUAUCUCAACAAAAGGUUUAACUUACACUAAAGGUACAACAAGUAAAAGUAUUAGUAAAGGCAAAAGAGAAGAUUACGCAGGGAGGACUAGCAACGUAGACGGAUUUGUCAGUAAUGACAGAGAUGAUGGUUACUACGAUCAACAAUUUUUUGCUCAAAGUUUAGAUAAAAGUGAUUCCGCUGAAGAUUUAUUAUUAAAAGUGUUUUUUUUAUUAAAACAAUCUGAUUUGAUUAAUGAUAUUAUAAGAUUGUCCUUAACAGAUAGAGAAGUCAGAAAAAUAUUCAUUGAUACUGCCAUUUUAUUAUUGAAUUCUAAAACAGUUCCAUGGGAAGAUGUAUUUUUAGGUAUUAACAAUCAUGGUCUCAAUCUUGAUUCGGAAAAACUAUCUACAAUAGAUCCAAAAGUUAGCAAAGGUGUAGCUGCAUUUGUUUUAGAAGUUAUUCCUAGUUUAUUGAAAAAGGGUUCUUUGACUUCUGCUGAAGUGAUUGAUAGAUUACAAUAUGAUGAUAUUCAAUUCAUUCCUGAACCACCUAUUCACAAGGGAGGUAACAGGCAUUCAAAAAUUCAACCUUUUCCAACAACUCAUUCUAAAAUUAUUCCUGUCCCAACAACUCAUUCAGUAAUUCAACCUGUUCCAACAACUCAUCCAAAGAUUCAACCACUAGGUCAUUCUCAUGGCUUGCGUUCGGGUACCCAUGACGCUUCACAUCUUGAGACUGAAAAAAGUCGUCAUGAAGAACAUCAUUUCAUAAAAUUUCGUAAUAGGACUUUAGAUCAUGAGAUUGAUCAACAUGAAGCUAAAAAUAAAGACAUUGAAAAAGAAAGUCACAAAACCAGUGAACAUGGUGGUAAAUUUAAGGAUGAUGAUAGAGAAAGUAAAUAUUAUGAUACUGAAAGAGAUCGUCAUGAACAAAUAAGAACUCAUGAUAAGGUCCAUGAAGGUGAUAAAUAUGAAUUUAGAAAAGAGCAUCACAAAGAAAAUCAUCACCAGGAGGUUGAUGGCCAAGGUGAACAACGAGAGGAGCAUCAUGAAAGCAAUCAUAAGGAGUUGAAAAAAGAUAAAUUUGAUCAAGAAUUUCAUUUAAAGAACAAUGUAAAAGGUCAUUUAAUUUUAAAAAGACAUGAAUUAGAUCAAUUUGAAAAAGAAAGUCACAAGAAUGAGAAGAAUUUACAUGAUUUAGAACAUCAUGAGUUGACUACAGAUAAUGAUUCACAUCAUGAAUAUGAUUUACAUGAGCAUGAUCACAAUGCUUUGCUGAAGGAUACUUACGAAAAAAAUCAUCAUGAAAAAGAUGAAAAUUAUAAAAAGCAACAUAACCAAAAGAAAGUUUAUGAAAAAAGCAAAGAUCAUCAUGAAAAAGAUCUCCACCAAAAGGAUCAUACACCAAAAAAUCAAGAUGAAAAAGAUUUACAUGAAUUAGCUGAUAUUGAGAUUGAAAACAAUUUUGAUCAAGAUUACUUUCAUGAGAUUGAACAUAGAAGAAAAAGACAUGAACUUGAACAUUAUGAAGAAGAUACUCAUAAAAAUAAAACUGAGCACAAUGAAUCUUACUCCUUUGAAGAAUAUAGUGAUUCCUUGUAUCAUAAUGGUAAAAGUAAAUAUCAGAUCUAUGAGCAUUCAGCUGAUAAAGACGAACAUUCAGUUGAUCAUCUCGAAAAAGAUAGGGGUGACUUUGAUUUUGAUAAAGAAUUUCAUGAAGUAGAUGAAGUUGAAAAACAAAAAGAGAAACAUAAAAACUAUCUCCAUGAUUUUGAACAUAAAAGAAAAAGACAUGAAGUGGAACGUUUUGAAGAAAAUUCACAAAAGGCAAAAUUAGAGCAUUAUGAACAAGAUUUGCAUGAAAAUUAUAAGGAUGAAUGGACUCAUCGUGAGAAUGAUCAGAGUAGUGACAUUGAUCGUGAAAAAACUAAUGAAAGCCAUCAGUUGGAUCAUCAUGAAGAAAAUCAUCAAGACGGAGUUGAUCACGAAAAAGAUAAUCAUGAGCAUGGAAAAUCUGAUAAGGCUGAAUCAACACAAAAGAGUCAUAAGCAUGAAAUUGAACAUGGUAAGCAUGAAUUAGAGCAUCAUGAAUUAGAUUACAAUAAAGAUUUCAAUAAGCAUCAUAAAUCUGAUCAUACAGAAACUAUCAAUGACAAUGGAUUUUUAGAUAGUAAAGCACAUCAUAAAGAAGAAGAUCAUACUUCAAAUCAUGAGAAACACAAGAUUGACCAUAAAGAAGAAGAUUAUAAAGAUGAUAUAGAUUGGAAAAAAGUAUCUCAUUCACAUGAUGAAAAAGAAAAACAAAAAGAUCGUCAUAAAGAUUAUUAUAAGGAGUUUGAUCAUACUGAUUCUAAAGAUAAAAGAGAUGUUCCAGUUAAAGUUGAUAAACCUAUUAAAGGGAAAGAAUUACAAGAACCUGUCAAAGUUGAUAGAAUAGCUAAAAGUAAAGAGUUACAUGAAACAGAUGAUCAUGCAAAUGAAAAAGAGAAGGAUAAAUACUUAAAAGAUCAAGUUUAUGGAGGUGAACGUCAUUAUAAAGAACAUUAUGAAAAAAAUCAUCAUGAAACUGAUCGCUAUGAAGCUUCACCAGGUAGAGAACAUUAUGAAAAAGAAUUAAAUCAGAAAGAAGAACAUGCAAAAGAAAAUCAUGAAAAAGGGCCUCAAAUACAUGAAGAAUAUGCAAAGAAUCGCUCAAAACAAGUUGAUACCAAGGUGCUAGAUCAAAAGUCAAGUGUCAAUCAAGAUCAUUUGGUAACUGGAUCAGGUUCAAAAGUUAAUGCUCCCCCUGCUCAACUUUCAAGUUCCAAGGUUAACGCUGCUGUUCAACCAUCAAUUCAAGUUGUUCCAGCAGCUGGAGGCCCAUAA
This is a messenger RNA of Lodderomyces jiufengensis, 7200 nucleotides long. RefSeq lists its product as uncharacterized. The record is from RefSeq and is a predicted model, not a curated record. Lineage: Eukaryota; Fungi; Ascomycota; Pichiomycetes; Serinales; Debaryomycetaceae. The transcript has a single exon. The coding region runs from base 1 to 7200 and encodes 2399 amino acids.